This is a messenger RNA of Talaromyces rugulosus, 1341 nucleotides long. RefSeq lists its product as uncharacterized. The transcript has 3 exons. The coding region runs from base 1 to 1341 and encodes 446 amino acids. Gene Ontology annotation, molecular function: zinc ion binding; DNA binding. Gene Ontology annotation, biological process: DNA-templated transcription. The record is from RefSeq and is a predicted model, not a curated record. Gene Ontology annotation, cellular component: nucleus. NCBI's taxonomy places the organism in Eukaryota, Fungi, Ascomycota, Eurotiomycetes, Eurotiales, Trichocomaceae.
AUGUCCUCGACAUCCCAUCCACAGUCAUUACAAUUCCAUCAAAAGCCGCUGCCCGCGUUUCAGAACGCCUUGGUCCGCUCGUCCCUACUUCUCUCAAAUGCUUUGUCCAAUGUCCUACUGCCUGAGCCGACAAAUGCCCAUUCUACUCUGUACUUUCAGGUUCUUCAAAUAGUCCAAACAACAGGCCGAUCUGUGGAAGACGUCAUCGCUAGCUACUUUUGCGGCGUCCACGCCUUCAUUCCGAUUAUCUCACGCCCUGGUUUCCGCGAUGAAAUCACCAACCAUGCGGCACCCCCCUCUGGCCCCUUUUCGGUGUUACUGUUGAGUAUUUGUCUAAUCACCUACCAUCCGGCGUUGGCACCAUAUGCUCCGCAGUCUCUAGAUCGAGAGACACUCUUUUUGGCAACUAAGACAAUCUUUGCUCAAGCGCAAGCAAUUUUCCCGCCUUCACUACCGCUCAUCCAAGCCGGAAUAAUUAUUGCUGUAUAUGAAUACGCUCACUGUAAAUUAAAUGAUGCAAUUACCUCUAUAUGUGUCUGUGCCAGGAUGGGACAGGCAGCUCGUAUCCACAUUGAGGAGCCAGCCCAACAGGGGAAAUAUUGCAACCGUCAACAUGUGGAGGAUGAAUACAACACAUGGUGGCAAAUUAUAAUUCUUGAAAGAACCUUGAUUUGUGAACUUGAUGACUUCAAACUGCCUCUGGUAACACAGAUUCCUGAUAUGAGCGUUCAACUGCCAAAAGAGGGACACGAGGCAAAUCCCAAGAGCCAGGGAAACUCUGAGACCUCUACUGUGUGUGGGAUUGAAUCCGAUGCAACAGAAUAUGGAGGGUUUGCAAGUACGGCGCAAGCUGCGUGGUAUUUAGACCAAGUCUUCAGGGCACUACAUGUAGACGAUCUCGACAAAAGAUUGGUUCAACUUGACGGGCUUGACCAUGCUCUUCGUACAUUUCUAAACAUUAUAAUGGAUAGCGAUGGAAGAAUAUUGCGCCGGUAUUGUACUCCGAUUGUGUUGGCCAUUAGAACUCUUUACAUUUUGCACCUACACAUUCUUAGCCAAGUUCCUCAAAUAAAAGAAUCUCACAAAAGGACCCCGAGUGAGUUGCGCAGGCAGUCCAGCGCAGUUUUGAACACGCUCAUUACUAUGACGGAGGAUAUCACAACUGUGCACAGCGAUGUUUCGUUGCCCUUGAUGGACUCGCUUCCUCCUAGUUUUGCAUUCAUUAUCUCGACCACAAUUAAAAACAUGAAAUAUUCUGAAUUUCAAAAUGAUCGUUUGGAUGCUGCCAAGAAAAAACUUGAUUUGUCACUGCAGAAAUUUCGCCAACGCUGGGGAGCCUGA